Cuscuta campestris is the source of this 1047-nucleotide messenger RNA. The record is from the annotation of a GenBank genome assembly. Lineage: Eukaryota; Viridiplantae; Streptophyta; Magnoliopsida; Solanales; Convolvulaceae.
ACCAUAAUUGUCACAACUUUGAAGCAAUAUACCACACCUAAAGAAUAAACAAAUUAAACUACGUGCGGAUACAUUAUAUGGUACACACUCCCCAUCUUCAUAUGGUGGACACACAAAAGAAGGUUGGGAAUGGGAUAAAGGUUUUGAUUUUCCCAUUUGUGGCCAUGGGACAUAUCACUCCCUUGUUUGAGUUGGCCAAGAAACUCUCCAAAAAAGGCUUUCAUGUCUACCUUCUCUCCACUCCCAUCAAUCUUACUUUCAUACACAACACCCACUCUUCAAUCCACCUCGUGGAGCUUCACUUGCCAGAAUCCCCGGAUCUCCCGCCACACCGCCACACCACCAACGGCCUCCCGCCCCAUCUCAACCUCACCCUCCAAAGAGCCCUUAGGGAGUCCGAACCCGCUUUCUCCGACGCCUUGACAACCCUGAGACCGAACUUGCUCAUCUACGACGCUCUCAACCCGUGGGCAGCACCGAUAGCUGGGUCCCACAGUGUUCCCGCCGUUCAGGUUUUCACUUCUGGUGCCGCUUCAUGUUCCUACGUAAUCCACACGUUGCUCCGGGAGGAGAACGCCCAUGAUGGUGGCAAGGAGGAGGAGUACCCUGUUUCGGAGCUCGGUCGUCGUCUGAGCUUCCACGACCAAGAGAUGAUCCGGACGAUCAUCCAAGCCCAAGGGGGCAUUGUGUUGGAUGGUUGUCGCGACACCGAGGAUGCGAAGGAGAAAAAAAGGAGAAGUCGACUGAUUGUGGAGAUUGGGGUUGGCGUUGAGGUCGUGAGGGAUGACCGCACCGGAAGGUUUCGCCAUGAAGACGUGGCUAGAGCCAUUAGUGGCAUCAUUCAUGGGAAAGUAGGAGACAUCGUAAGAAGGAACGUGCAAGUGAUCGGGAAAAACGUGAGAGCCAAAAGCUUGAAGGAGAUGGAAGAAGUUGUUGCUAUGCUUGCACAACUCUCUUGUCAGAAAUGAAACAAACAUAGCAUGCCACUCAUAUGGAAGGAGUGCUUUUAAAUUGGUUCUUGAUUAUGAAUAACAAUGUGUGUGAUAC